Dipodomys ordii (Ord's kangaroo rat) is the source of this 2116-nucleotide messenger RNA. It is a transcript of the gene Maob, whose product is annotated as monoamine oxidase B. The coding region runs from base 106 to 1668 and encodes 520 amino acids. Gene Ontology annotation, molecular function: oxidoreductase activity. The transcript has 15 exons. NCBI's taxonomy places the organism in Eukaryota, Metazoa, Chordata, Mammalia, Rodentia, Heteromyidae. The record is from RefSeq and is a predicted model, not a curated record.
CGCUGGGGACCAGCAUUAUAGCAGCUCGGCCCAGGCUCCGGUGCACAGGGCAGUGAGCAGCGGGCAGGCCAAAGCACAGGCCCAGAAAUCGGAGAAGCAGGCACCAUGAGCAGCAAAUGCGACGUGGUCGUGGUGGGGGGCGGCAUUUCAGGAAUGGCAGCAGCCAAACUUCUGCAUGACUCUGGCUUGAACGUGGUGGUUCUGGAAGCCCGCGACCGAGUGGGAGGCAGAACUUACACUGUUAGGAACCACAAGGUUAAAUAUGUGGACCUUGGAGGAUCUUACGUUGGGCCAACCCAGAAUCGUAUAUUAAGACUGGCCAAAGAUCUAGGAUUGGAGACCUACAAAGUGAAUGAAGUUGAACGCCUGAUUCACCACGUAAAGGGAAAAUCAUACCCAUUCAGGGGCCCAUUUCCUCCUGUGUGGAAUCCUAUCGCCUACCUAGAUCAUAACAACCUCUGGAGAACAAUGGAUAUCAUGGGGGAAGAGAUCCCCAGUGAUGCUCCAUGGAAGGCACCCCUUGCAGAAGUAUGGGACCACAUGACAAUGGAGGAACUACUGAACAAGAUCUGCUGGACUGAAUCUGCAAAACAGUUAGCCACUCUUUUUGUGAACCUCUGUGUCACAGCGGAGACCCAUGAAGUCUCUGCUCUGUGGUUCCUGUGGUAUGUCAAGCAAUGUGGGGGCACAACCAGGAUCCUGUCAACAACCAAUGGAGGGCAGGAGAGGAAAUUUGUGGGUGGAUCUGGUCAAGUAAGUGAGCGAAUAAUGGACCUCCUUGGGGACCGAGUGAAGCUAGAAAGACCAGUGAUCCGCAUUGACCAGACAGGAGAGAAAGUCAUUGUGGAGACUCUAAACCAUGAAGUGUAUGAGGCUAACUAUGUAAUUAGUGCUAUUCCUCCCAUUCUGGGCAUGAAGAUCCACUUCAAUCCUCCUCUGCCAAUGAUGAGAAAUCAGCUGAUCACUCGGGUGCCUUUGGGUUCUGUCAUCAAAUGCAUGGUUUAUUAUAAAGAUCCCUUCUGGAAGAAAAAAGAUUUCUGUGGAACCAUGGUCAUCGAAGGAGAGGAUGCACCAAUUGCCUACACCCUGGAUGAUACCAAACCUGAUGGAAGCUGUGCUGCUAUAAUGGGAUUUAUCCUUGCUCACAAAGCCCGAAAACUGGCCCGCUUAACCAAGGAAGAAAGGUUAAAGAAGCUUUGUGAGCUCUAUGCCAAAGUUCUAGGCUCAGAAGAAGCUCUGCAGCCAGUGCAUUAUGAGGAGAAGAACUGGUGUGAGGAACAGUAUUCUGGGGGCUGCUACACCACGUAUUUCCCACCUGGGAUCAUGACACAGUAUGGAAGGGUUCUGCGCCAGCCAGUGGGCAAGAUUUUCUUCGCGGGCACUGAGACUGCCACACACUGGAGUGGCUACAUGGAGGGAGCUGUGGAGGCUGGAGAGAGGGCUGCUCGAGAGAUCUUGCAUGCCAUGGGAAAGAUUCCAGAAGAUGAAAUCUGGCAGCUAGAACCAGAGUCUGUGGAUGUCCCUGCACUGCCUAUCACCACUACCUUCCUGGAGAGACAUUUGCCUUCUGUGCCAGGCCUGCUAAGGCUGAUCGGAUUCUCCACCAUUUUUUCAGCAGCAGCUCUGGGCUUCCUGGUCUACAAAAAGGGGCUGCUUCUGCGCAUCUAAGGAGACCCAUGUGAAACCAUAACCUUCUUGUACUCUACUUGGGAUUUGGGCCUGGGAAAAGGAUUACAAUAAAAUUCAUUGAAGUCAUAAAGCAUGCAGAGUAAAGUCGGGGAAUCAUGGGGAUAGGUCAGAACACAAGAGAUACAGUAUCUCCUUCUUCAUGCUGGUACCUGGUUAGCAUCCCUUACCUGCCUUGCCAUUCCCAAGUUCACUGCCCUCAGAAUCUUGUCCCCUCCUUGCUGCACACAUGACUUUUUUCACAUGUCUGUGGCCUUGUGCUUGUCCUUUACUCCUACAUACAAUAUCUUCACCUCCCUGAUUUUGCUACACUUGACUGUAGAGCUUUGUAUUGUUAUAGCCAGAAGACCUUAGACAUCAUCUAGAUCUCACCUUUUAUUUUUAUAUUUUUUGGUUGGUAGUGAGGCUUGAAAUCAGGGACUAGGUGCUG